ACAAAGCAGCAGGUUGCCAGGUUCCCUCCGUGCUCGAAGACGCGAUCCGAUCCGUUCCUCUAGCAGCGAGCCGUGCCACCGACGAGAUCCAUGGCGGCGGAGAAGCAGGAGGUCACCACCGCCGCGACGCCGAUGUGUGCCAACGGCUGCGGCUUCUUCGGGAGCGCCGCGACCAAAAACUUGUGCUCCCAGUGCUACAAGGAGCACGAGAUCAAGACCGCCGCCGUCGCUCCCGUCGCCGAGAAGAAGGUCGUCGACGCGGCGCCGGCGCCGGCAGAGGAGGGGAAACACGAGGGGUCGUCCUCCAGCAGUGCCGCAGUCGCCGAGAAGAAGGUCGACGCGGCGCCGGCGCCGGCAGAGAAGAAGGAGAAUGUCUCCUCCGCGGAGACGACGGAGAAGCACGAGGCGGCCUCCGUCGCCGCCGCUUCCGCGGCGCCCGUCAUGUGCGUGAACGGGUGCAGCUUCUUCGGGUCCGCGGCGACCAAGAACAUGUGCUCGAGUUGCUACAGGGACUUCCUCAAGAACGCCCACGCUGUCCCCGCUGUCGCGGAGAAGGUCGAGGUCGUCGCGCCCGCGCAUCAGUCGGCGCCGUCUGAAAUCUCUUCUGCGGCAACUUCUAGCGCGCCGCCGAGAGUGGAGGCGCCGGCGGCGAAGGCGGCGCCGAGCAGGUGCGCGGGGGCGGGGUGCAAGAAGAAGGUGGGGCUGCUGGGUUUCGUCUGCCGCUGCGGCGGCACGUUCUGCUCGGUGCACCGGUACACGGACAAGCACGCCUGCGACUUCGACUACAAGACGGCCGACCGUGAGCAGAUCGCCAAGAAGAACCCCCUCGUCGUGGCGCCCAAGAUCAACAAGAUCUGAAGCAGACGGGGACGAAGAUUUGAUGCGAUCGGAGACGACGAAGAGUAGUGCAAGGCUGGUAGUGGUGAUGAUAGUUGAUAGCUAGGUUGUCUUUUCUUCCAAUGUGUUAGAACUUCGAACCUUUUUUUGUAGGCAAUCAAGUUCAGUUCUCGUUAUUCCCAAUAAACAACAUCGAUGUAAUGUUCCCGGUUAGUGCAAGUUCAGAGUUGCAAUGCAUAUAAUAAUUAAUAUUCUUUGA
Setaria italica (foxtail millet) is the source of this 1096-nucleotide messenger RNA. Its product is annotated as zinc finger A20 and AN1 domain-containing stress-associated protein 7. The record is from RefSeq and is a predicted model, not a curated record. Bases 91 to 858 code for a protein of 255 amino acids. Gene Ontology annotation, molecular function: DNA binding; zinc ion binding. The transcript has a single exon. Lineage: Eukaryota; Viridiplantae; Streptophyta; Magnoliopsida; Poales; Poaceae.